AUGAAGUUCCCUCUUCUCUCCUUGGCCCUGGCGCCAUUAGCCGCUGCUCACUUUCGCCUACAAUACCCCGAGUCCCGUGGUUUUGAUGAAGACACUAUGGAUCAAUUCCCUUGUGGCGGUCUCAGUCAAUCGUCGAAUCGAACAAAAGUGCCCAUCUCGGGCUCAUUCCCACUUGCCCUUCGCAUGGGUCACAGCCGAACUGCGGUCGAGGUCCUUCUUGCGCUAGGCACCAACCCCGGCGAUAAUUACAAUGUUACCCUCGUGCACACGUUCCAAUUGAACGGUCUCGGCCAAUUCUGUCUGCCUCAUGUCGAUUUUAGUGAGAAACUGGUCGGGGUGAACAUUACGGAUGGUAUGAAUGCUACUCUGCAGGUACAGAGCAACGGUGAUCCCACUGGAGGUCUUUACGCUUGUGCCGAUAUUCAAUUCGACUCUAGUGUGAAAUACUCGCAACCCUCUUCUUGCAACAACGCCACCAACAUGGUGGCCAGUCCAUUCCCUAGUGCAGCUGCUCAGCGAAAUGCCAACGAAUCUACCGCCACUGGCGAGGCGCAAGGGUCGAGCUCGGAGUCGAACUCUACCACCACCUCGACCUCGAAGGGGGCUGCUGUGCCAUUACAGACCGCUGCAUGGGGGGUGCUUGGUGCGGCCUUUGUUGGCGGUCUCGCAGUUUUGUAA
Molecule: messenger RNA, 678 nt
Organism: Penicillium oxalicum
Lineage: Eukaryota; Fungi; Ascomycota; Eurotiomycetes; Eurotiales; Aspergillaceae
Product: putative GPI anchored protein
Exons: 2
Coding region: 1-678 (225 amino acids)
Source: RefSeq, a predicted model, not a curated record